This is a messenger RNA of Auanema sp. JU1783, 1530 nucleotides long. NCBI's taxonomy places the organism in Eukaryota, Metazoa, Nematoda, Chromadorea, Rhabditida, Rhabditidae. The record is from the annotation of a GenBank genome assembly.
AUGAUUUCAACUAUUGUUUCUUCUGUCAGAAAACAACAUGUCAUUCUGUUCAGCAUUGGACUUCUAUUUUUCAUUUUUUCAUGCUUUGUCCUAUACACCAACCCUGCAAAGUCCAUAGUGCUAAUUCUUAUCAGUGCUCUUCUUUUCGCAUUUUAUUCAUGGAUUCUAUCCGAUAUCGUCACGGAACCUGUUCGAUUGAGAGCUCUGGGUGGCCUUGCGCUUCUUCUUAUAAUUGCUUUACUUGCCUCUACUAAUCGGUCACAGAUAUCAUGGAGACCUGUGCUAGGCGGAAUAACUCUGCAGUUCUUGUGUGGAACAAUUUUCUUGAAAUGGGAUCAGGGCAAUCUGGGAUUACAAUGGCUUGUCACAAAGGUUGUUGGCUUUCUUGAUUACACAUACAGAGGCUCUCGUUUUGUAUAUGGAUUUGCGACUAGUCCGCCUCCCAUAUGCGAUUUUAGCUAUGUUUUUGUUUUUACGGCUCUCCAAAUACUCAUCUUCUUCGGAGCAGUUGUAGAACUGCUCUAUCAUUUGGGCGUGAUUCAAGUAGUGUUGAAAAGAUUAGCAUGGGUGAUGUCACAUUUAGUAGGGACUACAGGAUCAGAAUCCUUGAAUGCAGCGGCAUGUAUAUUUGUUGGGCAGACAGAAGCUGCAUUGCUAGUUGGCAAUUCGCUAUCAAGAUUAACAUCUAGUGAACUACAUACUAUCAUGACUACAGGGUUCUCAUGCAUCGCCGGAUCAUUGUUUAGUGCUUUCAUAGCAUUUGGGGCAUGUCCUUCCUAUCUUCUAACGGCUACGGUGAUGUCAGCCUGUGUUUCACUAAGUUUCUCAAAAAUUGUUUGCCCGGAGACUGAAGAAACAAAAGAUCGAGAAUUUUCUUUUGCGAAAAGUCCGCACAAUAACAUAUUAGAAUGCAUAUCUGCUGGAGCUACCAAGUCAGCUGGAUUGGUUAUGGCGGUCGGAGCUAAUUUACUCGUUUUUCUGGCUUUAUUGCAAUCCGCAAACAGUGUUAUCUUCUAUUUGGGAGAUUUAAUAGGUUACCAAGGCCUAUCAUUGAAUAGGAUGAUUGGAUGGGCAUUCUUUCCGCUCGCUUACAUGAUGGGUGCUUCUGAUGAUGCAGAUCCAGAAAUUGCAUUGCAGGAAACCAUUUAUGUAGCGGAAUUAAUGGGAAUCAAAACAGUCCUCAAUGAAUUCCUUGCUUACAAGCAUUUAGCCUACUUGAUUUCAAGUGGAAAGCUUUUGGGGGCACGUGCUAGAAUGGUAGCCACAUUUGCAUGUUGUGGUUUCUCUAAUAUAUCCAUGAUUGGAUCCAUGUUAGGAACGUUAGGUCAAUUGGUUCCCGAACGGAAGCAAUUAUUAGCUAAGCUUGUUGUUAGAGCUUUAAUAUCAGGUGCUCUCUCUUGCUUCGCAACAGCCACUGUCGCUGGAAUAAUUGUUGGCAAUCCAGUCGGAUGCCUACCAUCAUCGAACACCAAUUGUGUCAGUCUACAUGAUCUGAACACUACUUUCAAUGUUCGGCAAUCAAUCAACUAA